Molecule: messenger RNA, 2867 nt
Organism: Acanthaster planci (crown-of-thorns starfish)
Lineage: Eukaryota; Metazoa; Echinodermata; Asteroidea; Valvatida; Acanthasteridae
Product: protein-lysine N-methyltransferase EEF2KMT-like
Cellular component (GO): protein-containing complex
Source: RefSeq, a predicted model, not a curated record
UAUAUGUGACUUUGAUGCGAUAUUUGCUUUCGGUAUUUUGUCAAAGUGUUAUUACGUUUUUAUGCAAAAAAACUCAUGUUGACAAAUUCCGCUGGAACACGCACAAAUCAGAUGUAUGUUACAGAUGUCUCGACGUGACGCUGGAUGAAUGGGGCAUAACGGGGAGGGGCAUAAAUUCAUUCAUGGCGAAUCGGCACAUUCUGUACAAAUUGUGGGACCCAUGAUGCACUGGAAAGUGAAAGAAAGCAGAGACUCGGGGUCGGGGAGACUUAUUGACUGAUUUUGAUGUUUACAUUUCCUGAUCAUUUGAGGCUCUCUGGCCUAACAGACGACAUGGACGACUCCCUCCUUGUGACGAUUGAAGAACAGUUUCUUGCCAUGCUACCAGUCAGGAACUUUGUGUGGAUGUUUUCAGAUCAGUUUGUGGCGAACACUCUCCAAAACAUGGACGCACAGCUGUCGGUACUCAGAGUGACGGUAAAAUCAGACGUGUGUAAGAAGUACCCUCCCUCACUGAAAUACCAACAGUCUUUCCUCAAGUCUCUCAUACAAAAGUGUGAGGAAAACAAUCAUGAGGUGGUUGAUGACCUGUAUGAGACCUACACAGAACUGCUGAGCCAACCACAGUCAGAGACCCAGGACCACUGCUAUAGGACAUACAUACUGUUUGGUGCAAGUUGUGCAGUGACCCUGAAGGAGUCGGUCAGCUUGAUAUCUCAGGGUACCACAGGGCUAAACACCUGGCCUGCUGCAAGCUGCCUGACAGAAUGGGUAGUGGAGAACAAGGAGGUGUUCUCUGGAAGAGCUGUUUUAGAACUUGGCAGUGGCAUGGGGCUCACUGGUCUUGCUGUCUGCAAACUCUGCCAACCCACCAGCUAUGUCUUCUCAGACUGCCAUGCUAGUGUUCUGAGAGGUCUACGAGAGAACAUUGCCAUUAAUGUUCCAGGGUCUGACUUGAGUGAAUGUCUUAGGAAAGCUUUGCCCCAAAGGUCAGGCACCCCAGUCCACCAGAGCGGACAUGAGAAUGAACCAGUCAUAACUGUGGAAUGCAUUGACUGGGAAGCAGUGGAUGAGAAGGAUGUCAAGAGGUUGAAUGCUGGACUUACAUUAGCAGCAGAUGUGGUGUACGACACUCGAAUCAUUGAGCCAUUAGUCCACCUGCUGCAUAUGUUACUGCGAUGUCAGGGUGAUGGUCAAGGAAGGCCUGUAGCAGUUGUGGCAUCCACUGUCAGAAAUGAGGAAACAUAUGCUGCAUUCCUUGAGGCUCUCAAAAGACGACACAUUCUGAUCGAAAAGCUCCAUGGUCCAAACAACAAGACACUGCACUAUGACCGUAGCUGCCCAAUUCAGCUGUUGCGUUUGAGCCAGGAGGUUACACAACAGACCUUGGUACACAGACCAAGUUCAGGUAUCAUCAGUUCACCAGAGCCUACUCUAAACGUUUAACUUGUGUGAAACGUUUAUGUGACCCCAACACUAAAGAAGGCCAAAGCUGCUGAUUGGUUGACACCUGUCUACUAAUACAGGCAAACACCUGUAGACACCUGUUGAAAAAUUUGAGGUCAAGAUGUAGGUGUCUUGCAUAAUUAAUUGCUAAAUCUGUACUCCUAUGCUUUGUCUCAUUAUUUUACAGCAUGUAGGAACAUUCAGAUUCUAACUUUUUAUCUAAUGAAUAGUCUUGCUUACCCGUACAAAUGGGUGGCUGGUACGGUAUUUGUCUUCACCCUCCAAUGCAGUAUAUUGACAUCAACUCUCAAUCAAUGUGCCAUUAAAUUUUACAAUCUAAAUGAUGAAGAAUAAUCCAAUGAUACCAAUGCUGGUUUUCAAUUAUAAAUAAAUAUCUCUAUGUACAGUUCAGAAAGAUACAAUGAUAUGAACAUUUUUUUACUUAAAAACUCUUCUCUUCUGUACAUAAGUUGGCCCAAGUACACAAAUAUAGCUAAACAGAGAAAAAGCAACAGCACACAAUUAAGCUAGAUUCUUUUAUAAAGAAGGAAUGAACAUCAGAAAAAGUCAGUCAACGUAUCCUUAUUUCAAAUAGUAAAUUAUACUUGACUAUAGUAAAACAAAUACCCAAUUGACCGAACCUGCUCUACAAUUAAGUCUUGUGGUGGUGAGGGAUGAAAUUCGGUGGACCUAUAGAGGGUUUGCGUAGCCGCCAUCUUGCAGGCCAGUGCUUUUUGUUCCACAGGGUAUGUACAAAGGAAACUUCCCUGUGGUACAGAAGAGCUGCACUGCAACAUGGCUACCAUGCAAAGCCUCUGUUCAACCAAUCUGUCAAGUGACAGAGCCAAACAAGUAGCCCACAGCGCCCUCUGCAGUUGACGGUUCAAUCACAUGAUCUUGAAGGCCAUGUGCCCUGCUGUGCCUUGCUGACACCACUAUGGCUGUGAAACUUUGAAAUUUUCAAGGGCAUCACCCUUGCUUGCCUCGGUAAAGAUGUCAAAAAUUACAUGCAGUGUAUCUGCUCACGAUAAAGAGAAAUUUAACACUCCAAAUACGAUGGUUCUUCAUUUGCCUGCUUUUAGGGCACUACAGAAUUGGACAACAGGGGUUAAGUCCAGGGCUGUUAGACAAGAACAGAUACUAAUUAUACACAGGAUUCUUGAAUAUAACGAUUCAUGGAUUCUAGUUCGACUGACCCGGCACGGGUAAAAAUACUGCAAUGAUUAAUGCAACUGGAAUGUUGACACAUUCAAGUUACCUUUAUAUUCUACUUCAGCUUAUCAUUACGAAAGUUUUUCCCCCCUCUGUUGGUUGGAAUUAGAAGUUGCCCAGUUCACACACACACAAAAUGACAUUCGACCUGUGAAAACAUAAAACAUUGUUUCUAAGCUGGCAAUCACAGGUGUUCUGUCGCAGCACUG